Messenger RNA from Bursaphelenchus okinawaensis, 5736 nucleotides. The record is from the annotation of a GenBank genome assembly. NCBI's taxonomy places the organism in Eukaryota, Metazoa, Nematoda, Chromadorea, Rhabditida, Aphelenchoididae.
AUGGAUCAGAGCACACAACUCACGUUCAUGUUAGACCUGAACAAGUAAGUUACAUUAUACAUGAUAGAUAGAUCUGUUUCAGACCCUCUCACGCCAAAAAUGGAUCUGAUCAAGAAGAAAAAGAUCUAAUAGACAUUGAGGAUCCAGCGGUUGUUCAAAGACGAAUAACUAUCAACAAGAUUCAAGACUUGUGUAGUGUACCAUAUUAUCCACCACAACCGUAAGCAUUUCACAUAUGAUAAUAUAUUGUAUUUUAGAAUUAUUUAUUUUUCGAUACGAAGUUUUAUUGUUUUAGAGCUUUCUACCGGUCUUACAAUAACUUUUACCUUACUCAAUCUGCUUCUGUUCCCAAUAUUCCCCAAAACACACCUAAUUAUAAACCAACACAGUUCUUUGGUAUGUUGUAUAUUAUUUAUAUUGUUAUUUGUGCUUAGAUGUAAAACAAACUUCUGAUCUGACAUCGAGUGUCAACAACAACGGAGUUACGAUUCCUUUUCGGACCAAAGAGAACUAUUGUAUAGAGAACAUCAACGAGCUAGAUCCUUUGUAUAUUAGACAACAAAGAGCCAUGACAGAGAGUCCAUCUACAAGUAAAGAAACUGGGAGUUAUGUAGGAGGAGGUAACGGUGAUGGUGAAAUAGAUAAUCUUAGUGAAAAUGUUGAUCAUACUCAACCAUCUACUUCACAAGUUCAUAGAAGGGAGAGUUUGAGGAAUAGACAGAAGACAUUCGAUGAUCUACAAUAUCAGAAGGAGCCAGUUCACGAAUUUUAUAAAGAUGUGAGUUUGAUAUCUAAGAUGAUUGCAAAUAUAAAGUUUAGACAUUUAGAGAGUUUAAGGCUAAUAAUGAUGUUUUAGUGUUUGUCAUUACAAACUUAUAUAUCCAACUACCAAAUCGAUGCCACUUUUUCAUUUCUGGCACCAGUUAAGGAUUAUUACACGACGCAGGCCGAUUGUAUAAAACUCUCAGUGUACAUAAACAAAAAGUGUAAAUUUAUUAGUGAAAAGUUGGAGUUUACGUGUUUGUCUUCUUCUAAAAUCAACGAAAUCUUGACGGAAGUCUUGUUGAAGGUGCUACCACAACAUAUAAUAGACCAGAACAAUGGCACAAUACCUCUGUCUGAUUACUGUUUGUGUGUUUAUGGGACAGAACAAGUACUUGGUCAAGAGAAUUCAAUUGGGAAUUUCGUGUUUGUGGGAUUGGAGUUGUCACAUGACAGAGAUGUGAGGUUGGAACUGGUACCUUUGCAGCAUGUCAAGUUUAAUGGUCUGCAAGAGUAUGUUUACCUUGUAUUUAAGAUUAAUUAUUUAUAAUCAUUUUAUGGGUUUUUUUUAUUUUUUAUGCAUUGUUUUAGUGGCUCGUGCACUUUUAUUACCAUCGAUUCUAAGCCUAUUUACUACGAACACUUUGAUUCCUUUAUAAACACAUUGAAAAGGAAUAUUACUGUGCGCUUGAACACUCCAACAGGUAACUAAUCAUUAAAUGUAUGAUAAAUAUUGUGUUUUAAAUGAAUAUUAACGUACCCAACCUCCUGAUUUUAGACAAAAUAUCUCGCCACAACAUUUUGCAAUCUCUGAAACUCAUCCAGACCUACACCAACUUCUCUCAAUCUUCCUCUUUCACCGAUGCCAUCGAUCUUUUUGCCAAUUCCAAAUCAGCAGAUAUAAUGCAAUACUCAGUCAGUCGUCUAGUCACAGAACUAAUCUCUUUUUUCAAAAUAUACUGUAGAUGUGCACCUACCGAUUUCUCUGUAAUUGUAAGUUCUGCAUUCUGUACUCAUUUCUUACUUUAAUCAGUAUACUAUGUACGUUGAUUUAGAUGUAAUAUUUCAUUUUUUAGACUGAAGACCCAGUUUCCCCGUUACCUGUGAAAGAGGUAAUGAAAUGUAACGAUAUUAACUUUGAGUUCAUAAUUGAUUCUCUUCACAAUAUUCCAGUAGCGUGGUCUACUAAAUACCAUCAAUAUUAUGUUGAAGUAGAAGUUGUGCACGGUAUUAAUGGUCUUGGAAUGCAGAAAACAACCGGUCGAGUUGUGAGAGACAUAUGUGCCAAUAUGUUAGUGUUCAGUGAUAUGGUAAGUUCCGUCUUUGAAUAUAAGUCGGACUCUUCAGAUUCACAUUGAAUGUGCCUUGUCCAAGUUUCCUCGAGAAGUUCACGCUUCUUUUGUUGUUAUUGGUGAGGUUAGGCCGGAACUUAACACCAGUAGUGCCGUACUUACGCAGGACUAUCUCGCUUCUGGUACUGUUCCGAUCUUCAAUCGAGAUGGGUAAGGGUUUUACUCAAAAAGGUUUAUAUUUUUUCCUUGCUUAUUUAGCUUCAGUUUAAAAAGUUUAUAUAACCUAUGAGGUUCUGAUAUAUCAAUGUGAAUAUACAUUAACAUCUCGUUCGUUUAGUUUUUUGAUCACGGGCCCAGUACUUUUGGGAUUAAAUCGAUUGUCCAACAAUAUCCUCCAGCCUUGGGGACCUCAAAGUUUGAUCAGAUGUCCGGAAGACCCAGUCUUGAGAGUGACAUUCAUGGAGUACGAACAUGACAUCAGAUUCCCUCUUGACAUUGUAUACAACAAAUGGUAGGUUUUCACAAUAAUGUGUCAUGACGUAACUUUUGAUACAUGUAGCGUUGUUUAAAUUAUUUUUGAUUUACAGUCAAUGGCGUGACUUCUCUAUGAUGAGCAAGGUGGAUCAAGAGUUUGCCAAGACCGUGGUGGAGAACAACACCUUCCACAUGAUCAAGAAAGACGAGAAAGAGUUUCUUUGGUCGAAAAGAUGUUACUUGAGGACUCUUCCCAAAGCUCUGCCAUUAAUUCUACAUGCUUGUUUUUCUUGGGACUCAAUCAAUGUCGGGCAUAUCUAUGCUCUUCUGGAUGAUUGGGUUGAUUUGUCACCAGAAGUGGCUGUAGAACUUCUUUUGCCAUAGUAAGUUUGUGAAUUUAAUUAUCAUGAUAAGUGGUGAUAGGUCACCUUGAUGAAGGUUGAGGGUGAAAAUUAUAUUUUUAGUUUUCCUGAUCAAAAAGUACGAUCGAAGGCAAUAUCGUGGAUUCGGAAAGCCUCUCCAGCUUUCAUCUUUGGCUUUACUCCUCAGUUUGUUGAAGCUUUGAGGUUCGAAACUUACGAGGAUUCUGAGCUAGCCAAGUUCUUAUUGGAACGUUGUGUGCUGGACAAAACAUUUGCCUUUGAAUUCUACUGGUAAGUAAUAAAAAAUAACUUCAUAAAUUGGCAUUAAUAUUCCGUACUACUGUUCUAAAUGUUUUCUUUCAGGCAACUUCAACAAAGGAUUGACGCAGUUUCAAACUAUGGCUUCAGAGCACGUUGUAGAGUACUACAAGAGAAACUGUGCGCUUUGGGUAUCCCUGGAUUCUCUGAAAAUGUAAAACAACAACAUUUGUUCUUAAAAAUGAUCGAGAAGAUAAACCAACACAUUAAAAAUUUGCCGGACUCUUCAAUGGAAACAGUACUGAAACAGAAGUUGGUAUCGUUAGGAAAUGACAUGGACGUUUCUAAACUCCGUAUCCCUCUGAAUCCUGCCUUCAGAUGUCUCUCCAUCAACCUCGAGAACUGUGGUUAUUUCAAUUCAUUGACAAAGCCUUUGAGACUGGCUUUUAAAGGAGAAACCAUCGAUUACAGUGUCAUCUUCAAGGCAGGCGACGAUCUGAGGCAAGAUGCCAUUGUACUUCAACUGGUUAGUAUCAUGGAUGACAUCUGGCACAGAAACGGUCUUGAUCUCAGACUGAUCCUAUUCAGAUGCCUGCCAAUGGGAGCUCAAAAGGGAUUCAUCGAAUUGGUGCCAAGUUGUCGGACGUUGAGAGAGAUUCAGAUAUAUUCUGGAGCUACUGGAGUCUUCAGGGAUGACGUCAUCAACAACUGGCUACAAACCCACAAUACUUCUGAAUUCGAAUACAGAUGUGCCUUGGAGAACUUUAGAAGAUCAUGUGCAGGAUGGUGUUUGGCUACUUAUCUUCUGGGUAUUGGUGACAGACACAAUGACAACAUCCUGAUCACCACCAAUGGCCACGUGUUCCAUAUUGACUUUGGAAAGUACAUGGGAGAUUGGCAGAUGGCUGGAGGAAUUAAAAGAGAUCGGGUACCUUUUAUUCUGACUCCAGAGAUGGUUUACGUCAUCAACCAAGGGAAGCUGGUGUCCACACAACACUUCCAGAAGUUCAUCGACGAAUGUUGUCAAGCCUUCAAUUUGGUCAGGAAACAUUCUUCUCUGCUUCUGAACGCGAUGCGGUUUGUAAGUUUUAUUUUUAAUUUAAAUUUAGGUAACAAAGUAAUAAGUUUCAUGAAUAUACUUACAGAUGUGUUGUUCGGACAUCCCAGGCCUUGACAAUUCAGCCCAACAGUUUGUGGAGAACAAUCUCCUCCUCCAUCUGAAUGAUGUCGAUGCUACUAUUACCUUUACUCGCAUGAUCCAAGAUACAUUGACUAGUGUCUUUCCCCGACUCAACUUCUUUGCUCACACUUUGGCACAAUUGAAACAGAAUCCUUCGUUAGCCGCUGCUUUUGGUGGAAUCACGGAUCUGAAUCAGAUGUCCUUCAUUUCGGGAACUUACAGGUAAAUUUACAAAAAAUGUUAUUCUAUUUUGGAGUUACGAAUUGCAAAUACGAUUUGUGGCUUUUCGUUGUUGAGUUUGUUACAAAACAUUGUUUUUCGAAAGAUGUAAACAAAAUUUCGAAAUCUGCUUGUUUACUACUAAAUUUCGAAAUAUUUUUAAACAAUUUGAAUAAUUUUUAAAAUCUUUAUAUUUCAAUUACAGUGUGAAACAAGAUGGCCGGAUAACGAAGAUAGUAGUCAGUUCGUACGAAAAGUGGAAGAAACCAGAGAAGGUGUAUAUGUUCAAAUGUUUAAUAAAACGAGAGAAUGUGGCCGUUCAGACUGCCGUCUACAGAACCUACGACGAAUUCAACGAACUACAGUUGAAGUUACGGUGCAAUUUCUCCAGAAUCGCGUUUCCAUCGCUUGGAAGAGGUCUUCUGUUAGGUAGAACCAAUGUUCACUCAGUAGCUGCACAACGACAAAUCGAGAUACAACAAUUUGUACAUAUGUUGUUUGAUCUGCCAGAAGAGAUUUGUCAUGUAGGUUUUGAUAUAAGAGGCCUUCACAAUACUAUGGAUUAUCAUUUAUUACCUAGAACAUUUUUUCCAUUAUUUUUAAAUUUAACAUAGGACAUUUUUAGUGCGAUCUAGUCUACACUUUCUUCCAUACUAUUUACCGUGAUGAAGCACCAGAAGAGCAUCGUCAUCGUCUGACAGGUUCCACACAGUCUUCACAUCCAGAAGUCUUUCUACGAAUCGGAUUGGAGAAAUCAGAACGGAAGCUCAAGAUAUUUGUUGGACAUGCUCGGAAUGUGCCUGCGGUCAAUAAACUUACAGAGCCCGAUACCUAUGUUAAGACGUAUCUGCGGAGAGCUUCGGAGAAGGGAGAGAAGCGAAAGACGGCUGUCGUCCAGAAGUCCACAAAUCCUACUUACAAUUCAGAAGUAUGUCUAAUUUGAAUAUUUAAUGAUAUUAUCGUAUUAUCGGUAUUAUAUCAACUCUUUAACGACACUUUUCAGCUUACUUAUCAUCUCACAGAAGGCGAGAUGCAAUACGUGCCCGACUACAUCGUGUAUGUGUCGGUCUGGUUCAGCAGCUACAUUUUGAAGGACAACUUCAAGAUCUGUGAAGUUGGAGUACCUCUUAAGAACCUUAUCAGUACAACUACAUUCGAACAAUGGUAUCGGUUAAACGAGUCUUUUUAA